AUGUUGCGGCUAUAUUAUUAAGCUUUCAGCAAAUUAAUCAAAGUAGAUCAUUUAGCAAUGACUCCACAUCAAUAUUGGAUUGCAGCUGGCAAAGGGAUGGAACGACCAUAUACUGGAGAAUAUUGGUUUAAUCAAGAAGUUGGUACCUAUCAUUGUAAACAUUGCGAGAAUUAAUUAUUUUCAUUUGACACUAAAUACAAAUCAACUACAGGGUAUGCAUAAUUUUGGAAUCACAUUCCUAACAGUGUCAAAUUAGAGGAAUCCAAUGUUAAAGAAGAAAGAGACCUAUGUUGUGCAGGAUGUGAUAGCUUCGUUGGAAAGGUCUCUUUCGAUGGACCUCCUCCAACAUUCAUCAAAUAUAGUAUUAAUUCAGCUGCCUUAAAUUUCAAAUUGAAACCCUUCUAGGAAGACCCUUACUUUAGAAAAAUUGCGAGAAAAGAAUAAUAGGCUUAACGUUCUAAAAAAGUGGAGCACAAUUAUUUAGAAAGCAACAAAAAUUUGUGAUUUAUAUAUUAAUCAAAAUAUUAUAUAGAGUAAUAAGAUUUAUGCAUUA
This is a messenger RNA of Paramecium tetraurelia, 553 nucleotides long. RefSeq lists its product as uncharacterized. Lineage: Eukaryota; Ciliophora; Oligohymenophorea; Peniculida; Parameciidae. The record is from RefSeq and is a predicted model, not a curated record. The transcript has 3 exons. Gene Ontology annotation, cellular component: cytoplasm. Gene Ontology annotation, biological process: protein repair; response to oxidative stress. Gene Ontology annotation, molecular function: peptide-methionine (R)-S-oxide reductase activity.